This is a messenger RNA of Nilaparvata lugens (brown planthopper), 685 nucleotides long. RefSeq names its product cytochrome c oxidase assembly protein COX20, mitochondrial. The record is from RefSeq and is a predicted model, not a curated record. Lineage: Eukaryota; Metazoa; Arthropoda; Insecta; Hemiptera; Delphacidae. Gene Ontology annotation, cellular component: mitochondrion; mitochondrial inner membrane. The coding region runs from base 212 to 562 and encodes 116 amino acids. Gene Ontology annotation, biological process: mitochondrial respiratory chain complex IV assembly. The transcript is spliced from 3 exons.
CUUUUGGCAGUAGCUUAGCAUUGGACUGCCCGUUCCAGUUAGUAUAGAGUUCACUGUCAAUGUUAGGUUUUAGGUUAUGUUAUGAUUCAAUGCUCCAAUAUUAUUGCUUGCAAAGUUGCUAAUGCUAACGUGUAUCUUGCUAAUAGCAUAGUACUGCAUUAUUAUUAAUUAAUUAGUAUUUAUUUUAAUUUUUUUUGUUAAAUUCCUUGCAAUGGCUGAUGAUGAUGCUGGUGGAUAUUACGAGGAGAAGCCGUUGAUGUUCUUUGGUCGAGACGUAUCGAAAAUUCCAUGUUUUCGAAACAGUUUCCUGUACGGCUUGACAUCUGGCCUGUUUGGAGGUCUGGGGUAUUUCAUGUUUACCAGUAAAAUUCCGCAAAGCUAUCGAUUUGGCGCAACAACUUACCUCGCCGUCACUAUUGGCUACUGGUUACAGUGUCGCUAUGCUUAUAUAACUAACAAACAAGAAAUAGAUCGAAUUCAAGCCGCGUUGCUGAGAAGAAUUGAGAUUGAAGGAACUGCACUUGAAGCUGAGUUGUUGAAUGAUGAUGAUGAAGAUAGCUAAGUUCUAUCUUGUAAACAUGGACUUUAGUUAUAUUUGUAAAUAAUUUAGAGAGUAUUAUUGUUUAUCUUUGUAUAUUAUGUAAUCAGCUUAUUAAUAGAAAAUAAAAGUGUUGAAUGCUUGAUA